GUCUAUUGAAAGCCAAUUGUGAACUGUAUUAUAAUUUAAUAAAUUUACAUUUUCUAUAAUGGUAGAAAUAAAAAGGUCUCAUAAGGCGGAUGAUGAAAGCCAAAUUAACUUAUUACCAUUAUUUAUGAAAAGUGAUAAUAUCAAUGAAAAACCAGCUGGAGAAAAAGAAGAGGCAGUCUCUGACUUUCGCCGUGCCUUGCCACAGAUUAUAGCCGUAAACAUUCAGAACUUGUUGCAAUUUGGAUAUGGCAUGAUGCAGGGAUUUCCCACAAUUGCAAUUCCUGCCAUACAAAGCAGUCUAGAAAGCAGUUCAAUAACUUUGAACAAGGAACAAAUAUCGUGGCUCAGCUCCAUAAAUUUCAUAUGCACGCCUCUAGGAUGCCUAUUCUCCGGCAUGUUCGCACAGUUUUUUGGAAAACGCCUAGCUAUGCAGUUGGUUAAUCUUCCAAUGUUGGCUGCCUGGCUGCUUUUUCACUAUGCAACCUGCACGGAGCACAUGUACCUGGGUUUAUGUUUCGUUGGCAUUAGCUGCGGAUUGAUGGAAGCUGCGGUAAUAACAUAUGUGGCUGAAAUAUCGGAUCCAAAGUAUAGGGGAAUAUUCUCGGCAUUGCCCACCACCUGUGUCAGUUUGGGAGUUAUUACACAGUUUCUGCUUGGCUCCUUGAUGCACUGGAGGACCGCGGCAAUAGUGAGCACGGUGAUACCCUUAUUUUCAAUGGCCAUGUUGUGCUUUGUGCCCGAGAGUCCAGUUUGGCUUAUACGAGAGCGACGAUUCGCGGAUGCGGUCAAAGCGUUGCAAUGGCUGCGAGGCUGGGUCUCCGAGCAAAAAGUCGAGUCGGAAUUCAAGCAAUUGUAUGCCGAACUCAUUACUCAGAAGUCAGCUAGGAAAGCUGUGGAAGAUGAAGGGCCCAGUUCAAUAGGCCACUCACUGAAGAAGAAGCUGCACAUGUGGCAUAAGCGCAGCUUUAUCGCACCAUUUCUUCUCAUCCUCCUGACCUUCUUCGUAUGCCACUUUUCCGGAAAGACGCCUAUAAGAUCCUAUGCAGUGCUGAUCUUUGCAACGCUUAAGGCUCCCAUCGAUAAAAAUAAUGCGACGAUAUUAUUAGGCAUCUCAGAGCUACUCGCCACAACAUUCGGAGCAGUCUUCAUUCACUCGACAGGCAAAAGGCUUUUAACAUUCACAUCCAUGCUGGGCACGGGUGCAUGCAUUCUGGGAAUUGCAAUCUAUGCUCACUCAUUCGAUAUUAUUGAGCUGACUGGGCUUGUGGUGCAGAAUGAAACAGUCAAUGCCUCAAUUAUUAUGCUCAAAGAGAACAAUUCUAUGCCUCAAGAUGGGCAACUGGUAAGAGAACAACUCACUACGAUACUCCCAUAUAAUUUGGAAUCUGGGUAUAAUUACCUGGAAUGGGUUCCCCUACUUCUCCUUCUGUUCGCCGCCUUCUUUGCCAAUCUGGGCAUACGCAUGAUACCCUGGGUAUUGAUUGGUGAGGUAUUUCCGGCCGAAAUACGCGGUAGCGCCUCGGGAUUUUGUGGCUGCAUUGGUUACUUAUUCGGUUUCCUGGCCAACAAGCUAUUUCUCUUAAUGAUUAGCGUGAUGACUUUGCCCGGAACAUUUGCCUUUUAUGCUAGCGUCUCCUUUAUUAGUAUUAUUAUUCUAUACUAUGUUAUGCCGGAAACAGAGGGUCGCACCCUGGGUGAAAUCGAAGCCCACUUCUCGAAGAAGUCCGACGUUAAUCUGCUGCGUAAGACAAAUAAUGCAUAUUAACAAGAUGACGAAACUAAAGUUAUAGAUAUUCAAUAAAUGCCUUAAUUUGUAACGAAACUAAAUAAAUAAAUUUAAUAUA
Molecule: messenger RNA, 1844 nt
Organism: Drosophila innubila
Lineage: Eukaryota; Metazoa; Arthropoda; Insecta; Diptera; Drosophilidae
Product: facilitated trehalose transporter Tret1-like
Exons: 7
Coding region: 59-1765 (568 amino acids)
Biological process (GO): transmembrane transport
Cellular component (GO): membrane
Molecular function (GO): transmembrane transporter activity
Source: RefSeq, a predicted model, not a curated record